Molecule: messenger RNA, 4020 nt
Organism: Rosa rugosa (rugosa rose)
Lineage: Eukaryota; Viridiplantae; Streptophyta; Magnoliopsida; Rosales; Rosaceae
Exons: 2
Coding region: 1-4020 (1339 amino acids)
Molecular function (GO): nucleic acid binding; RNA-DNA hybrid ribonuclease activity
Source: RefSeq, a predicted model, not a curated record
AUGUUACAAGGCAACAUUUUGGUAUGGAACUGCAGAGGCAUAGUCAACGCUGAAACACAGAGGGCCCUCGUUGAUAUUGUUUUGGCAAAGAAACCUACGUUGAUUUUCCUGUCGGAAACCCUAGCCCAAAAACAUACGAUAGACUCCAUCACACGUCGCAUCGGAUUCAAGGAUAGUUUUUGUGUUCCGCAUGAGGAAGACUCGCAGGGCCUCGCAAUUCUGUGGACGGAUGAUACACAUGUAAAUAUGCGAAGCCACUCGCCCAAUCAUAUUGAUGUCGAGGUUGGGAAGCCGGGAUCCGAUCUUUGGAGGUUCACGGGCAUUUAUGGGGUCGCUGCAAGGGGAGGCAGAGAUAGAACUUGGCAGUUGAUAGAAACCCUAGCUGCACAGACAUGUUUUCUGCCUUGGUUGAUGGCAGGCGAUUUCAAUGAGGUGUGGGCACGAAAAGAUAAGUCCGGAGGGCCUCCUAGGGCUCUUGCAGCGAUGACAAAGUUUCGACGAACGAUGACAGGGUGUGGUUUCCGUGAUAUGGGUUUUGUGGGGAGUCGUUUUACCUGGUCGAAUAGAUAUACAAAAGAACGACUGGAUAGGGCUUUCCAAACCAACCAAUGGCGUAGUCGCUUUCCAUAUAGUAAGGUGUUAACCCUCAGUCCAUCGGAAUCCGACCAUAGUCCUUUACUAAUUGAAGCCUACAUGGCACCACGAGUGAAGCGAAGGCUUAACAGACCUUUCCGGUUCAAGGAGUGUUGGUUUGAGAAGGAAGAGUGUACAAACAUUGUCAAGCAAGGUUGGGCACUGCCUACGACGGGAAAAGGCCUUCAGCAGAUUGGUAACAAGACAAAAGAGUUGGGAAGUAGGUUGGGUGCAUGGCAUCGAACUGAGUUUACCAGUCAGCAGAAUGAGAUGAAAAUCAUUCAAGAAAAACUCAGAGACUUGAUGAGACAACCCUAUUCCAUACAGGGAUACGAAGAGCAUAGGAAGCUACAUGUGCAAUUUAGUCAGCUACUGUCUACUCAGGAAAAGUAUUGGAAGCAGCGAUCCCGUGCCCUCUGGUUGAAAGAUGGGGACAGAAAUACGGCCUACUUUCACCGGAAAGCAAGUAACCGAAGAAGUAGGAAUAUGAUUUUUUCAGCUGAACCAAUUGAUUGGGAGGCUCUUGAUACUGUCAUAGGGGCUGUACCAUGCAAGGUGACGACUGACAUGAAUAAUGCUUUGAUGGCUACGUACACAGACGAAGAGAUUAAAACCGCUCUCUUUCAAAUGCAUCCUUCAAAAAGUCCUGGACCUGAUGGUAUGUCUCCAUUUUUCUAUCAGAAAUAUUGGGAUAUUGUUAGUCAUGAUGUUUGUUUGGCAGUGCGGGAUUUGUUGACUCAUGGGGAGAUGUGGCCGGAGUCUAACUAUACAUACCUUUGCUUGAUACCCAAGAUAAAGGACCCAAAGGAAGCAAUGCACUUUCGCCCAAUUGCGUUGUGUAAUGUUAUUUGCAGAAUUGGUUCGAAAGUUGUAGCUAAUCGGUUGAAAGUUUGGCUUCCUGAAAUUGUAUCUCCAUUACAAAGUGCGUAUGUCCCGGGUAGGCUCAUCUCCGAUAAUACUUUAGUAGCAAAUGAGGCAGCACACUUUAUGCACAAACUCCGAAAUCAAGAGGAAGGUUUCUUCUCCCUCAAGCUUGAUAUUUCUAAAGCAUAUGAUAGACUUGAUUGGUCGUUUAUAUCUGCUAUUCUCACGAAAUUGGGUUUUGCAUCUCAAUGGAUUCACAUUAUCAUGAAGUGCAUCUGUUCUGUGACAUAUUCCAUUCUCUUACAUGGGGAGCCUUCUCCUCCGAUUACUCCUACACGAGGCAUCAGACAAGGUGAUCCUUUGUCACCCUAUCUUUUUAUUUUAUGUGGUGAAGGUUUAUCAGCCUUAAUCUCCCAGGCUGUGAGUCAACGAACUAUUCAGGGACUCACUAUGUGCCCUCAAGCCCCUACAUUGCACCAUCUUUUCUUUGCAGAUGAUAGUAUACUCUUUGGUUCUGCCACAGAUGAAGAAUGCUUGCACUACAAGUUACUUCUGGAUACGUAUGAAAGGGCCUCCGGACAAAAAGUGAAUUUUCAGAAAAGUAGUGUAGUCUUCAGUAACAAUGUUCUGGAGGACAGGCAACAUCACUUGGCAGCUAUUUUGGGGGUCCAAUGUGUCAAGGAACAUGAUAAGUAUUUGGGUUUACCUAUGAGGGUGGGGAGAUCCAAAUCUGCAAUUUUUGCGUACAUCAAAGAAAAGCUGACAAAGACCUUAGUAAACUGGAAGGCAAAGGUCCUUAGCUCGGCAGGGAAAGAAAUUCUCAUCAAAGCAGUAGCUCAAACCAUGCCAUUGUACGCAAUGAACUGCUACUUACUACCAAAAACUCUGUGUGAUGACAUUCAUAAGCUCUGUGCUUCGUUCUUCUGGGGUGACACCGAUGACAAGAAAAAGAUCCAUUGGAGGAGUUGGGAGAAAUUAUGCCUCACCAAACAUGAGGGUGGAAUGGGCUUUAAGGAUCUUUAUGCGUACAACCUCGCCAUGCUUGGCAAACAAGGGUGGAGGAUACUCUCCAACCCUCAUUCUUUGAUUGCCAAACUAUACAAGGCCAAGUAUUUUCCACACUGCUCCUUCUGGGAGGCUGAAAUGGGAGACUCGCCAUCCUUUUCUUGGCGAAGCAUUCUAAAUGGUAGACCAGUGCUAAAGGCUGGGGUGCAGUGGUGUAUUGGCAAUGGCACUCAAGUCAAUAUUUGGAAUGAUAAAUGGAUUCCUAAUUGCCAGCAAUAUAUGAUCCACAAACCUAGGAAUUGUGUUUUUGAGCUUGUCUCGGAUUUGAUUGACUCACAUACAAGACAAUGGAUUCCAGAGGCAGUAACUGCCAUCUUUCCACCUGACGUAGCUCACAAGGUACUUAGUAUUCCUCUCAGUCGUCGUACUCGGUGUGAUACAAUUUGUUGGAGUCCAGAGAAAAGAGGUUUCUAUUCCGUUAAAACAGCGUACUGGAUAGCUCGAACUCGGGUUCUAGAGAAUGUUCUUGUCUCUACAUCUAGUGGUGAUCCAUUUCGGGAACUGUGGAAAAGACUUUGGAGUGCCAAAGUUCCGGGGAAGGUACAGAUCUGUGUAUGGAGAGCAUGCUCCAACCUGCUUCCUACACGAGCUAAACUGCUGACUAAAGGAUAUGAGGGAGAUCUCCAUUUCCUACUGUGUUCUCAUCCGUAUGAGGACACCUCCCAUAUCUUUUGCACGUGCCCAACUGCAGCUGCUAUUCUAGCUGCACCACCUUUCCAGUUUACAAGUACUAUACUGCCUCGUAUGGACCUCAAGGAAUGGUUGCUUGAACAGGCGGUGCACUUGAAGAAGGAGUUGUUUGAUAAACUCUUGAUGGUUAUGUGGGCAAUCUGGAGAAAUAGAAACAACGUGUUGUGGAAUAAUACAAAGCAGUCAGCGGAUGCACUAGUCCUCAGUUCGCUUGCAUGGUUGGAUGAGUUUACCAAAGCGAACCGAGUUGCACAGUUGGCUCCUUCAAAACUGCAAAAGACCUGGAGGCCUCCGGAAAGGGGAACUUGGAAACUUAACGUUGAUGGUAGUUUCAUUCCAAAUACCACUCUGGGUGGUGUGGGAGGUGUUUUACGAGAUGAUAGAGGUAACUUUCGCGCUGCUUUUGCGAUACCUAUCUCUAAUGUGGCCUCUGCAAAACAAGUGGAACUUAGGGCUAUCAAAGAGGGUCUCAACUUGGUGGCAACUGUUGGCAACGUUGUCAUCGAAACUGAUUGUUUGGACGCAGUAUCCAGCAUUGCAGACAUGCAGUCCACGUAUUUGCAUGAGGAAGGUCUGCUGGACGACAUCAGGCACGAACUUGAGCAAAGGAGCGAUAUCGUAGUGCAGCAUACCUCCAGAGUUUGUAAUAGAGUUGCUCACUGUCUAGCAAUCUCGGUCUAUGAAGUGGGCAAUGCCCGUGUUUGGCAGACCCAACCUCCAGCUCUAAUUAUGGAGUUACUGAAGCAUGAUUGUAAGCAAUUGGGAUAA